AUGGGGUACACCUACACAAUUCGCUAUCGUCCAACAACAAAGCAUGGAAAUGCCGAUUGCUUGUCAAGAUUACCUGCAGGCCCUGACGAGGAAUUUCAUAAGUCGGAAGAAUCGUGCCAUCAAGUGGAUGACAGUAUUUCAGCCUUGGAAGAUUUUCCAAUCAAUUCAUAUGUCAUCGAAAAAUUUUCAAAAAAUGAUCCUGAUAUUUGCAAAGUCAUCGAAUACAUACAACAGGGUUGGCCAGCACGUUUGCCUGCUACUCAAAAUAGUUUGCUUCCUUAUUUUCGUCGAAGGCUUUGUGUAAGUGUUUCUUCUAACAUUCUUCUCUUUCAGAGCCAAAGUCCAAGGGUGGUUAUACCUUCUGCACUGCAACCUAAAGUGCUAACACUUCUACAUCAAGGUCAUUGGGAGGUAACUCGGAUGAAACAAAUGGCCCGCCGAUACUGUUGGUGGCCCAAGGUUGAUGACAUCAUUGAGUCAACAGUAGCUAAAUGCAUUGCUUGUCAAUCGAAUGCAAACCGCUCACCAAAGGAGUAUUCCAGUUGGACGACAUCAGAGAACGUUUGGGAACGCAUUCACAUAGAUUUUGCUGGCCCUUUUCAAAAGUCUAUGUGGUUAAUUGUGGUAGAUUCGAAUUCGAGAUUUCCAUUUGUCAUUCGAAUGUCGUCAACAACAUCCCAGGCAACCAUUCACGCUUUACGUUCCAUAUUCGCUUUAGAGGGUUUACCAAAAGUCAUCGUGUCCGACAAUGGCACACAAUUUACCUCUAAAGAGUUUCAGCAGUUCUGUCAAGAUCAUUCAAUUCUGCACAUGACCUCAGCUCCAUUCAACCCCGAGUCCAACGGUUUGGCCGAAAGGAUGACACAUGAAUGCUGCUCUGAACAGGGCCAGAGGAGCCUUCGGAUUAACGAAACAACUGUUUCACAGCAGCCGGCUUUAUCCCAGAGUGAAGGUAAUUUGGAACACAUUCCUCAUACGGCCGAUGAUCGUUUGUGGCUAUCUUCAUGUUUGGUUCAACAUUGUCCCUUCCCAAAUGGAGAACUUUCGGACGACUCUGUACAAGUUUACAUGGAACACCUAAAUCUUCUUAUGUUCAUUACUAUGAAAUCAAAACUAGGUCAUAUACAACUGGGCUCGAAUCAAUAG
Messenger RNA from Eupeodes corollae, 1146 nucleotides. RefSeq lists its product as uncharacterized. Lineage: Eukaryota; Metazoa; Arthropoda; Insecta; Diptera; Syrphidae. The coding region runs from base 1 to 1146 and encodes 381 amino acids. Gene Ontology annotation, molecular function: nucleic acid binding. The record is from RefSeq and is a predicted model, not a curated record. Gene Ontology annotation, biological process: DNA integration. The transcript has 2 exons.